UUGAUGCCAGAGUCUGCAGUCCCUCGCUGCCUCAUUGGUGCUGAUGAGAGGGAGUGGAGCGCGUCAACGCAUUUGAGACGCGCAUUCUGCAGGAGCGUCGCGUGAUGCGGGUUAUGCGAGAUUUACUACACGUCCACAUAUAGACGAUAGACCUCAAUGGGCAGUUUAUCCGACAUACGCACAGGCAGGUUGCUCAAACGCGAUACUGAGGCGAAAAGCAGCUGCUAUGGAGACUGAGCGCGCAUCGGUGAAGACGGUAAACACGCGCGGGUGUGACUCUAUGUGUUUUCUGUAGGGCAAACGCGACCGUGGGUUUCUGAAGGAUGGGCUACUCAGAUCCGACAGCUAGUAGAGAUCUGUUGGGAAACAGAUCCCUGUGUUUUAUUUUCAUAUGUGCUUUUGGACUGGUCACCUUAUUGCAGCAAAUCCUCUAUGGCAAGAACUAUAUUAAAAGUGGGCAACAGUUUUCCCGCCUCAAAGGAGAGGAGGUGGGCAACUGGAGCGGGCUCAUUAGUUACCCCGAUGAUGGAGGGAUGAAGCCGGCCAGAAAUGGGAGGAAAAGAUGUGUCCGUCAGAAUUUUCAGCAUUCUGAGGCUCAGAGCUCCGUAGUUAUCACGCCCUGCCUAGCUGAUAUUCAGAAGAAAAAAAAAGCAAAGAAAAGGUAUCUGGAACGCUCCGAAGGCUCUUUAGAGUUCAACUCCACUUCCUGCAAGGAGCUACGGCAAGAAAUCACAGAUGUGAAAGUACUGACCAUGGUGAAGACAUCAGAGCUGUUUGAGCGAUGGAGGAACCUGCAGGUGUGUAAGUGGGAGCAAAACAAGGAGGAGACAGAUAACUUCAAAAUGUCUCUGUCCCGUUGCUGCAAUGCCCCCUCCUUCCUGUUUACCACGAAGAGAAACACUCCCUCGGGCACCAAACUGCGUUAUGAGGUGGAUACGAGUGGAAUCUUGCACAUCAGCCCGGAGAUCUUUAAAAUGUUCCCUGAUGACAUGCCCUAUUCCAAAUCCCAGUUUAAGAAAUGCGCCGUGAUCGGUAACGGCGGCAUCAUUAAAAACAGCAAGUGUGGACGAGAGAUCGACGCAGCUGACUUUGUCUUCCGAUGUAAUAUUCCUCCCAUCUCAGAUAUGUACAGAGAAGAUGUGGGAUCUAAGACUGAUCUUGUUACUGUAAAUCCCAGCAUUAUAACCGAGAGGUUUCAAAAGUUGGAGAAAUGGAGAAAGCCAUUUUACGACGUUCUGCAGAACUACGAGAACUCCUCGGUGGUUUUGCCGGCGUUCUAUAACACACGGAACACCGACGUGUCGUUCCGCGUGAAGUACAUGCUGGACGACUUCGAGUCGGCCCGCGGCGUGUUCUUCUUCCACCCGCAGUACCUGCUGAAUGUGCAGCGCUUCUGGGCCGUGCAGGGCAUCCGCGCCAAACGCCUCAGCAGCGGCCUGAUGCUGGUCACCGCCGCCAUGGAGUUAUGCGAAGAAGUGCAUCUCUACGGCUUCUGGGCGUUUCCCAUGAACCCCUCCGGAAUCUUCAUAACGCACCAUUACUAUGACAACGUCAAGCCCCGCCCCGGUUUCCACGCCAUGCCGUAUGAGAUCUUCAACUUCAUGCACAUGCACGCUCGCGGCAUCGUGCAUGUGCACACGGGCCCCUGCAGGUGAAACCGCCAAGCAUCUCUGCAAUCUGAUUGGUCCGUUUUGUAGAGCUCCUCCCGUUCACUGGCGCUACGGAACUCAGACUUACGUGCACGUGCGCGAAUCGCUGCCUUAAAGGCCAGGCGUUUUAUUACUACGUGUUUUUACAAUAUCGUGUCGGGACAGUUGCAAAAUGGUACGUGUUUCCUGUGAUUUUCCGUAAUGGUGUCGUAUUUGUGUUUCAAAGCAGAUAUCACGUUUUAAACUUUGUGAGGAGGCGCCAAACCAGGCGCGACGCAAUAAAGCGCUGCAGUCGGGUUCUGGAAGUAAAAAGUCAUUCAUUUUCUCCAUAGGGAAAUUGAUUUUUAAUGAUAAACCUUUUAAGACAGACCUGUUGUGAGCACUGAGGUUAUUAAUCGAUGGUAAAUGCUUUUGUUGAAGCCAUCUAUUAGCAUUAAUUCAACUUAUUUUUUAAAUAAUCAUGUUUAAAGGUGCUGUAUGUCAUUUUUUGACUACUAAAACAUACAAAUACCGUAAUGUUAUAAACAUGCUAAGUUCACAUGUUUCUCUGAAAAACAAUGCUACAGUCAGUUAUUCUACUUUGGAAUGUGCGUUCAGUGUCAGAAUGUCUGUUUUUGUUUUGGUCUGUGUGACUCCGCCCACUGCCUGUUUAUCCAAUUGUAUCUCAACAUUCCGGGUUGCCAGUUGCCGGAAAACACAGCAUGUUCCUGCUAUGGAGGCCAGCAAACAAACUGGGUCAGAGAUCACAGAUUCUACCUGACCUAAAAAGCCUCGGCAUCCAUCUAAUAUCUCUGACCAGAGGCAUAUUAAAACGUGGAUAAAUCAACUCAUCAACUUACAGUGUAAGGCUCCUUGCCUACCAUUGUCAGUUGUGCUUGUUCCUGUUAGGUGUCCACAAUCUGGCAACCCGCAUGAGCGUCGAGUUUGAAGAAGAGUCUCUCUCCAGUAUUUUGAAUUUGGACUCCAGUACAUACUGCAUCUUUAAUAUCUUCAAAGGUUGUAAUGUUGUAAUGUUGAUUCACUUUGUUGCUUGUUGGUUUGAUUCAUAGCUUAUACCACUUUAAAGAAGACAUUAAAAAAAUAAAUAAAAAUCCCUAUGGGAAAAAUGAAUGCGAAAAAUAAUUCCGGAACUAACGCCAUUGAAAAAGUGGGAGGGCUCAAAUGCACUCUAUAAAGUAGCCCCACCCACAGUGGAAUUUCAUUGGUCCAAAUCCUCAGUCCUAUCAGUUGUAUAUUGAACAUAAAAUAUAUAUAUCACGGGCUGUGAUUGUGUCACGUUGCGUCUGGUUAAAACAGAUUAAUCCACUCCAAACAUGGUUUAAGAGCAAGUUUACUGUUAAUUAACAAUCACAUCAGUGCAUAAAAGUAGACUGAAUUUGACAUUUCAGUUGAAACAUUUAUGUAUAAUGGUAAAUACAUGUUUAAUGCACAGGUUCUGAAGUUAUGUAUGAUAAUUUGCAAGGAAGUAUAACUUUGUGUAAUCAAAUCCAACACAGUUGUUUAUGUCUUUCUCUCACACACGAUCUGUGAUUGAGGUUUUAGUGUCUUUUAAAUCCACUGAUCAUGUUUAUAAUGCUGAACUUUAUAUACUUUGUUUUCAGGUUGCUUGAAUAUGAUAUUGUGAUAACAAUGUAACAUUAUCACUAUACCAAGAAAUCGACUUUUUAAGAUUCAUCAAGAUCCUGAUUUCAUGAAACUUGAAGACAUCUUAAAGGCAUCUAUCUAUCUAUCUAUCUAUCUAUCUAUCUAUCUAUCUAUCUAUCUAUCUAUCUAUCUCUCUCUCUCUCUCUAUCUAUCUAUCUCUUAAGUUGCACAACAAUAUCUGUCACAGAAUUUAUCAGUUAUUCUAUUUUUACUUUUUAAUUAUUUAUUCAUUUAAUAUUCAUAUUUUUCAUUCAUUGUUUUUUUUGUCUUUUUUUUUGUCCCGUCAUUAUUUUAACACAAGUGUACAGUUAUUUGUCAAGCCAAUAAAGCACACAGA
Molecule: messenger RNA, 3630 nt
Organism: Onychostoma macrolepis
Lineage: Eukaryota; Metazoa; Chordata; Actinopteri; Cypriniformes; Cyprinidae
Gene: st8sia5
Product: ST8 alpha-N-acetyl-neuraminide alpha-2,8-sialyltransferase 5
Exons: 9
Coding region: 324-1655 (443 amino acids)
Biological process (GO): N-glycan processing; oligosaccharide metabolic process
Molecular function (GO): alpha-N-acetylneuraminate alpha-2,8-sialyltransferase activity
Source: RefSeq, a predicted model, not a curated record